GUACAUAAUACUUCUUCUAUUUUCUUCACAAAAACAAACCUGUGGGUUGGGUUGGGUUGAAAGAUAGUGACAAGUCAUUUUGACUUUUAUACCUAAAGUGGAACUAGAGCUCACAAUUUCUUGGUUCCUAGACUAACACCUUAAUCACGACAUACAAUUGGCUCUUUUAUUAAUUUCUUCUUUUUCAGCUAUUGCUUACCUCACUUUUAAUAAUGUGCAUAUGGAAUUUUUUCAUAAUGUUAUGGAAACAGAUGGUUGUUGUUUUUUUUUUGUUUGGGAACCUCAUCGUUUGAAUGGGUAUGGUGAAAAUUGUAACAUUUUUACACAUACAUAUCACAGUUCCAUUUUUUUAGUUACAUAUAUUCAUGGCAUGUUCAAACAGAAAAAAGUCUUGCUACGUACAAAGAAAUUCAUAUGCGGACCUCUAUAUACACAAACUCUUGGAUAUUAUAACUGAACAAUAAACUCAAUUCUCAUUUUAGCUUUUGGGAUAUUAGAAAAAAGUAAUAAAAAGCAAGAUUUUUUAUUAUAUAGUACCAUAGAGGGUAAAGGACUUUCGUUAUAAAUAUCAAGACAGAGGUUCAUGCACUCAUUCAAAUAAGAGCCAGAUUAUGAAAAAUAUUUACAAUGCUAAAUAGAUUGUUAAACAUUCCAGAUAAAUUGUGUGAAUAUUUAUCAAAUUAUGGAAACCUACUUGGUAGAAGUUUUUUAAGGGUCAGUGUAUCUGUCUGCCAGAUGAAUUAUGUGCAAAACUGUGUGUGUUUGUGAUGGUUCUUCAAUAUGCAAUGUUUUGAGAUGCUCCAGUGAGGAUGAUAACCCAGUUACUGCUCUCUGAACAAGGUAUAGAGUUUAAUAGAGUUUAUAUUUAUGAAAUUAUUCAAUUCAGUGAGGUGCAUAAAAGGUGAAUUUUCAAUUAGUUUCAAAAUUAUAAUUUCUUAAACUUGAAAGUCAAAUGUAGAAAGCGGUAUUGGACAAUGCAAUAUUAUUAUGUAUGAAACACCCUGCGUCCUCAACUCUCUUGCAGAGAUUCCUCUUAGUAAGUGAGAAAAAUCUGACUCUCAUGGAAGGCAGUUUUUCUAUAACUAGUUCACAUGUAGAACUUCAGUUUUAUUGUUUUGUAGCUCAUUCUUGAGUUGUAGAGAAACCAUAUUCUGCUGUCUUGAGGUAUUAUUCAUAGAUGUGCUCCAGGCUGAAUUUUUAUUAUUUGAGAACAGAAUUGCUAUUUUGAAUCAUGGUCUUCAAGUGCACCAGAAUGAGAAAAAAAGAAUUUCUUAAAAGACUGUAUUGAAAAAUAUUCCUUGUACCUGAAAGAGACUCAAUACACUUUACUGACUUGUUCUUCAUUUGCUUAAUUCUGCUCAUCUGUAUUUUCUUAUGGAAACAUUUUUUACUAUUUUAUGUCUAUGUGCAUCUAUAGCUAUCUACAGUAGCCUUACAAACUUUUGUUUCUUGCAUUCUUAAUAUAUAGACUUUCAACAGUAAUUAAUUAAUUCUCAAUUUGGCUGAUACUUUGAAACAGCAUUUAAAUGUCAAGUUCCUUUUCUUCGCCACCUCAAGCUAUUUUCAUAUAUAUGGCUGAGAUUAAUUAUUUAAGUAAUUUUGUUUAGGUUCAAAUAUUACCUGUUCUUGUUUUUAUCAUCUUAUAUUUUUAUUAUAGUUUUAUUACUAGGUGGCAUAUCUUGAUUUAUUACUGAUUUUCUAAUUGAAUUUGAGAACUUAUGUUCUUUUUUUUUGCUCAGUUCUAAAAAGAAAGAUGACACUGCUUCUAUGAUGACUAUUCAAUUCUAUUUAUAACCCUGAGUAAUAAGUACGCAGAUGUACUUGUCAGUGAGACCUUGUCAUAAUAGUAGCUUUUGAAAAUUUGGAAGUAUCAGCUGUUUUCAUAAAUGAUUUUGGGUUGAUGAGUUGGACUACUGGGUAGAAAACGCCAAAUUCCUUUCUUGCUUAGAAGAAUGUCAAAGGAAACUUUUGUAUUCACCUCUUCCACUCUGCGCUCCUUGCGCUUGCAACGAGAAAAGCUGGAGUGGGAAGAACGGCAGAGGGCUGCAUCUCAUCAGUGGGCCAGCCAGAGGUAUCGUCCAACUGCCAGGAGCCUCCUUUCUCUCCCCAAGCCCACCAGACAUCUUGAAUACUGCCGGGAUCCUGCUCUUCACAAUACCCUUUACACAGGAGACUUGCCAAAAAUUCAAAGCAUUUUUAAAGAUAAAAUCACUUCCAACUUGAUUGUGGAGACCCAGGUGGAAGAACUAGAGUGGUCAGCUGAUCAGGGGUUGUGGGUGUUGACUGCUCAAAAGAAGCACACGUCUCCAUUGCGAAUAACAGCUGCCAGGGGCUAUCAAGACUGUGUGAAACAUCUGCUCUUGAAAGGGGCAGAUGUCAAUGCAGUUAUUGGUGGGAAAGCUGCUUUGCAUGAUAGCUGUGCCAACCACCAUGAAGAAUGUACCCGUCUGCUCCUACGUUAUGGUGCUAAUGCUAAUAUUCUUUCAGAAGAGGGGCUGGCCCCAUUGCACUUGUGCACCACUCACGAAACUUUGCCAUGUGCUCAACUACUACUGGAAUAUGGAGCUCUAGUGAACCAGAAAUCAAGAGAUGGUCAUGCUUCCCCAUUGCAUGUGGCUAGUAGGAAUGGUUUAGAGGAUCAUGUCAAACUCUAUCUUUGCUAUGGAGCAAAUAUUGCUCAUAGAAAUCAGGAAGGAGAGACAGCUCUCAACACUGCUUGUGCCAAUGCAGAUAGACCUGAGGGGGCUGGUCGCUAUUACCAAGUGGUAAAGCAACUUCUUGAUGGUGGGGCCAAUGUCCAGAUCGCUGGCCGAAAGAACCAUACUCCACUGCACAAUGCCUGCAGCAACUGUCACAUUGGGAUUGUGGAACUCCUACUACAGCAUGGGGCAGAAGUCAAUAUUCGUAAUUGUGCUGGCAAUACUCCUAUGGACUGUGCUUUGCAAGCAGUGGAAGAUUACCUGGAGGAAGAGCCUGAAAAAGUUAUAGUAAUGUUGCUCAACCAUGGUGCUGCCUCUAUUAAUCCUAAGAUGCUAAAGUUUUGUGCCUCAUCACCUCGAUCUAUGGAAAUAAUUCUGAAUUCUUAUGAUCGAGUAUUGUCCUGUGAUUCCUGGGUGGAAUCUGUAUCUACUGAAAUGUGGCAAGAGCAUCAAAUGUUCUAUGAUUCAGCUCUUUUUCUGGUGAAUCAACCUCGCCCAUUGCAACAUUUAGCUCGUUGUACUAUUCGAAAGCAGUUAGGGAUACAUUGCCAUAAAGGCAUCUCUCAAUUGAAACUGCCUUCUGCUUUGCAUGAAUAUUUAUUUCUCCCAUUGAAGGGUUAUCUCAAAUAAAAUGAUGGAAAAAUAGAGAGCAAUUAGUAAUUAAAUAUGAUUCCAUCCUUCUGUAAUGAAAUACUAGUGUUACCACUAAAAUAGUGAUUAAACUGCAAAUAAGGUUAAAACCAAUUUUGUUAUAUAAAAUUAUACUUAUAUAUUUAUACUUAUACUUACUUAUACUUAAAUAGCAAAAAUUUUAGCUAUGUUGAUAAUCAUAAUUCUUGUACCCCCUGUCAACUCUUGCUCUUGGAUGAUAUGGAAGCAUAGUAAAUAGAGAUAAAUAUGACGGGUGUAUCACUUUCUAUGUCCUUCCAGAAGAAAAAGCAGAAAAAUGUGAAAAGAAAUUUUGACUGUAAUGCAAGAGUGAGUCUUGUUAAGAGGUUCUGAGGCAUGCAUGUCCAUUGAUUCAGGCUGGAAAUUAUUUUCUUGCAUACUGAAGUUCCAUCUAUACAAUGACAAUAUGUGCAUAUUAUUAUCGCAUCUCUGGCAUGAAAGAUUCUCACCAAUUGGCUAACUACGUAUUCUGUCCAUCUAAAUAAAGGGUGGGUAUUCACAUAUGUUAAUAUUGAUCCUGGUUCGCUUGCUUUGAUUACAAACUUUGCUUAAGAAUGUAAAUGAUGAGGUAAAUUCAUAGAGAGAUUAUCAUCACUGGGCAUAUUUUUCUAUUCAGUUAAGAAUCUGAUACUAAUUGUAGUGACAAUUAUUGGUGACCUGUAGAUCAAACUUCCUGGGAAUAAGGUGGGAUAGAGUGGGAUGGUCAUCAGCUGAUUUGGCAGUGACAAAUUAAACAUUGGCAAUAAUGAGAGUGGUCCUACCUGUAAUUGCUAUCUUACAGGAUCCAAUCUGAGUCGGUAACCAGGACCAGAGGUUUUGUUUUCCGAACUUUCAGACUCAUCUUCAGGGAAUUUCUUUCUAGGCUAGAGAGGAGCUCCCUGAAGAUGGGCUCCAGCAGAAGUCCAACAGCUCAAAAGACAAAACCUCUGGUCCUGGUGACUGACCCAAAUUAGAUCCUGCAACAUUAUCCUGGGACGGGUGUAUUCACUUUCAUUUGUAAUUGCUAUCUUUAUCAAGGUAUAGGCUGAAAAUACUAAAUAGGGUCAAUUCCCGGGCAUGAUGUCUAUAUGCUGAGGAUAUGUUAAGAGAACAAUGCAAGGUAUAUGAGCAUCAAGAUGAAGAUAUUAAAU
This is a messenger RNA of Thamnophis elegans (Western terrestrial garter snake), 4498 nucleotides long. RefSeq names its product ankyrin repeat and SOCS box containing 16 (gene ASB16). Bases 1953 to 3329 code for a protein of 458 amino acids. The record is from RefSeq and is a predicted model, not a curated record. Gene Ontology annotation, biological process: protein ubiquitination; intracellular signal transduction; positive regulation of protein catabolic process. Lineage: Eukaryota; Metazoa; Chordata; Lepidosauria; Squamata; Natricidae. The transcript has 5 exons. Gene Ontology annotation, molecular function: protein binding.